AUGGUCAACUCCAGAAAGAAGCAAAAACCAGUGAGCCUUACUCAUGGUCGACCUCCAGCUGCAAGAAAACCAAAAGCAUCUCUGUCAUCCAAGGCCACAAGAAAUCUGAUCCAGAGUCAUCAUCGUCUUCACAAAGCUCUUGCAGAUGCUACGCGUCAAGGAGACGAACAAACUGCGGCAGCCAUUCGACAGCAGAUCGAAGAUAAAGGCGGUUUGAAAAGCUACCAGCAAGCGAGCAUUCAAGGUCAAUCCAGCGAUCGUGGUGGAGAUACUUCAAAAAUUUUGCUGGACUGGCUUCCAAAAGACCUACCAAAAGGCCGCACAAUUCGUAUGCUCGAAGUCGGCGCUCUUUCUAUUAACAAUGCAUGUUCGAAAUCUGACAUCUUCGAUGUGACUCGUAUCGAUCUGAAUUCACAAGCUGCCGGGAUCGAGCAGCAAGACUUCAUGGAAAGGCCCAUCCCGGAGACCAACGCUGACAAAUUCGACAUCAUCUCUCUAUCUCUAGUACUGAAUUAUGUUCCAGAGGCGCUUGGCAGGGGAGAGAUGCUGCGAAGGACAUGUCAAUUCCUGCGAGCUCUGCCUGUCUUAGGUUUCGGGGAAUCAGCGCCCGAAUACUUCCCGUCCCUUUUCUUGGUCCUGCCAGCGCCAUGUGUGAUAAAUUCGCGCUAUUUGGACGAGACGCUUUUGAAUCAGAUCAUGGUCACCCUCGGCUAUUCUAUGGUGAAGAAGAAGUUAUCGACGAAACUCAUCUACUAUCUUUGGCGCUACCAGGGCAAGGGUUCAGAGAAACGGCACCGGUUUCGGAAAGAUGAAGUCAAUCCUGGAAAGACCAGAAACAAUUUCUGCAUCAUUUUGGACUGA
Molecule: messenger RNA, 861 nt
Organism: Aureobasidium melanogenum CBS 110374
Lineage: Eukaryota; Fungi; Ascomycota; Dothideomycetes; Dothideales; Saccotheciaceae
Product: nucleolus protein
Exons: 1
Coding region: 1-861 (286 amino acids)
Cellular component (GO): nucleolus
Molecular function (GO): rRNA (adenine) methyltransferase activity
Source: RefSeq, a predicted model, not a curated record